Messenger RNA from Candidula unifasciata, 1779 nucleotides. Lineage: Eukaryota; Metazoa; Mollusca; Gastropoda; Stylommatophora; Geomitridae. The record is from the annotation of a GenBank genome assembly.
AUGGAAGGAGGUACUACACUAAGUUUAACAGACGACGAUGAAGAUGAAUUUGACGACGAACCGCUGCCCGAGUUGUCGGGGACAUUGUGUAAAUGGACAAACUAUCUUCACGGGUGGCAGGAUCGCUACAUUGUGUUGAAGGAUAACACCAUUAGUUAUUAUAAAUCAGAGGAUGAAAUAGCUUUUGGAUGUAGAGGAGCUGUGUCACUUUCCAAGGCUAGUGUAACGCCCCACCAGUUUGAUGAAUGUCGCUUUGAUGUCAGCGUUAGUGACAGUGUGUGGUAUCUGAGGGCUUCUACGCCAGAGGAAAGACAAACGUGGAUUGAUUCUAUUGAACUUCAUCAACAGGCAGACUCUGGUUAUGGAAGUGAGAAUAAUUUGCGUCGCCAUGGUUCCAUGUUGUCACUGGCCUCUGGGACUAGCCUGUCACAAGCUUCUGCUUCAUCAUUUAAACGGGGGCGUGGGUUGAAAGAAAAGCUGGCUGAGAUGGAAACAUUCAGGGAUAUUUUGUGUCGACAAAUUGACACGCUUCAGAGUUACUUUGAUUCUUGUGCAUCUGCUGUUAUACAUGGAGCCCACAAUGAAUUAUCUGAUGACUCUGAUGAUGAUCUGGACAACCCUCAUGCUCCCUCCUUACAUGAUGUACAUUUGCUCAGACCUGUGGAACUAAAAGGCAAGGACCUUGCUUCUGUUCUUCAGCAGCAUGGCGGUCACUCCAUUGAUUUCAAAGGUGAAGCUCUCACAUUCAAGUCAACCACCUCAGGAAUAAUUGCUACUCUUUCCCAUUGCAUUGAGCUGAUGGGCCAGAGGGAGGAAGCAUGGAAGAAGAAAGUGGACAGAGAGGUUGACAAGCGAAAGAAGUUUGAGGAAGCAUAUAAAACAUUAUUAUCUGACAAGACAAAGAAAUUAAUAUUAGGUGGCCCCGAUUAUGAGGAAGGACCACACUGUUUGAUACCAGAAGAUGAAUUUUAUGAUGCAGUAGACGCAACUUUAGACAAAUUGGAAAAGGAAGAAGAAAAGAAGAGAAAUGUAGAAUCCCCAAGCAAGCCAGGACAUACCAUAUCUUUGUCACCAUCACAUCACUUUUAUAAUGAGAUUAACGGAGUUGUUGACAGUCACAUCCGGCGCUUAUUAAUGGAGCCAGUUGAAGCAAGAGGCGACUGGAUAUGUAUUGUUGACCAAGGUGAUCUAAAAGUUUUCAAGCGAGAACUCGAAGAAGAUGGCAUCCCUAUAGAUCCAAUGAAAGCUGUUUGUACAGUCAAGGGUAUCACAGGACAUGAAGUUUGUCAUUACUUUUGGGCAUUUGACACAAGAAUGGAAUGGGAAGCAACCCUUGAUCACAGCAACCUUGUUGAGUGGCUGUCAGAUGAUACAUUUGUUAGCCACAAUGUGGUCAAGAGAGUCUGGCCGGCAUCCCAGCGUGACGCUUGUUUCUGGUCACACAUCAGACACAUGUCCAAGAGCAAUGAUGAGGGACCUGACAGUUGGAUUGUGGUCAACUAUUCUUGUGAACAUCCAGAUUGUCAGCCAAAUAAAUAUGUCCGUAUCACCAUGAACGUGGCCAUGAUUUGUGAAACCAUCAUAGAACCACCUGCAGACGGGGACAUUUCCAGAGACCACAUUACCUGUAAAAUCACCUACACUGCAGAUGUGAAUCCAGGAGGCUGGGCGCCAGCUUCAGUGUUAAGAGCGGUCUACAGGAGGGAGUACCCCAAAUUUCUCCGACGAUUUACAAGUUUCGUCUCGGAAAAAACAAAAGACAGAGAUAUCCUUUUCUGA